Molecule: messenger RNA, 669 nt
Organism: Cercopithifilaria johnstoni
Lineage: Eukaryota; Metazoa; Nematoda; Chromadorea; Rhabditida; Onchocercidae
Source: the annotation of a GenBank genome assembly
AUGCUUGAAAGAUGUCAACAUUAUCCGGGCUCCAUGAAUCAUUCUGCUAAAUUAAUUCGAAAUACCUGUGAAUUAUCGGUGAAAAUUAUGCUUCAACUAAUUUCUUGGAGUAAAAAUCGUCCGAAAAUAACGAAUGAGAAUCAUAGUUUCAUUGAAAAUAUGCCAAAUGAAUUAUUAGUAAAAAUUUUCCAAUAUUGUGAUGAUACUGAUUUUGCAAAUUUGCGUUUGCAGUGCACUCGGUUCGAUCAGUUAAUAACAACAUGCGGCGUUUUGCUAACAAAACGUUACCGUCAACGUCUAGUGACGUGUUUGACAAUAACGUAUAAUACAAGCAAUGACGCAUUUGUACUGGCAACAUUCAAGAAAAGCCAUUCAAAUAGGAAAAAUUCAAUUGAAAUCUCACGUACAGAUGUCUUACGUGGAUGUUAUCAUAAUCUCAGGUAUUGCUUUCGUCGAUUCCGCGUUCUAGGCUUGCAAUUUUCCAAUCUUUUUCUCUGUUCACGUACAUUACGUUAUUUCUGUGACUUACUAUCCUGUUGUUCGGCUUUAGAACCCAAAACACUUCGGUUAUGUGAUUGUUAUGUAGCUGAUCUACAGCAUGAUGCGCUAAUGCGUUUGAUGAAUUUAUGUUCUAAAUAUCUUAUUGUCCUAUCUUUUAUAGUAAGUUAG